GUUUUUAAUAAUUAAUCUUUAAGUAAGUAUUUAAAAUCUGUACAUAUUUUUAGGACGUUCAGUGUGCAACAAUGAUUGGUGUAUAUCAGGCUAUUUUUCUUGUGUUUUUCCUAGGCCACCUUCAUGGUGAGCCUAUCCCGGCCCAGCCGGCUUUCGUGGAGGACCUGCGCGCCGCCAGUGCCUCCAGGAUCGUGGCUGGCUGGCCGGCGCUGGAGGGGCAGAUCCCCCACCAGGUCAGCCUGCGCAUGGUCAACAACGACGCCCGCGUCAGCUCCUGCGGAGGGUCCGUCAUCAGCGAGAACUUCGUGCUCACCGCUGCGCAUUGCGUUGCUAACCAAAGAUCGUUCGUGAUCCGCUUCGGAGUGACCAACCUGACGCGCCCCGCGUACAUAGCCGAGGCGUCGACCAGAUACAUCUACCCCACUUACAUCGAGUGGCUUCCUUUCGUACAGACCGACGACAUUGCUCUGAUCGAGCUACAGUCGCCAGUGCCUUUCGGACCCACGAUCCAGCCGGUGCGUCUGCAGAGCAGCGCGCAGAAGAACAAGGUGUACACCGGCAUCCGCCUCACCGUCAGCGGCUUCGGACGCACUGACGACCCUGUCAAUGGCGGUGAAGCGUCGGAGAUCCUCCUGUGGACAUUCCUGCGCGGCAUCACUAACGAAGAGUGCCGCAUGUGGUACCCUGGUAGCACGGUCCAAGCCCAGACCAUCUGUGCUGAGUACUACAACAACACUGCCCAGUCUUCUUGCCAGGGAGACAGCGGUGGUCCUCUGACGACUGUAGACUUGGACGGUCAGGUGACUCAGGUCGGACUCGUCAGCUUCGGUUCUUCAUCUGGAUGCAACAGUCCCUACCCUUCAGCAUACGUCCGUCCGGGGCACUACCACGAGUGGUUGCUCGAGAUCACCGGAAUCAACUUCGACUGGGACAGCGACGCCAUUACUGAAGCACCUUCCACUGAGUCUGAAUCAUCAGAGUCUUCAGAGUCUUCAGAGUCGUCAGAGUCUUCAGAGUCUCCAGAGUCAUCAGAGUCAUCGGAAUCUUCAGAGUCCUCAGAGUCAUCGGCAACUUCAGAGUCGGUGGAAACUGAACCCGAACAAAUCAAUGUAGUCAACAACAACGUUUAAAUUGCUCCAACUAAGUUCAUUAAUAUCAUAAUUAAUUAAAGUUUUAAUAUUAUUAUAAUAAAUACAUGACCCUAUUUGGUA
This is a messenger RNA of Plutella xylostella (diamondback moth), 1211 nucleotides long. RefSeq names its product epithelial serine protease. Lineage: Eukaryota; Metazoa; Arthropoda; Insecta; Lepidoptera; Plutellidae. The record is from RefSeq and is a predicted model, not a curated record. Gene Ontology annotation, biological process: proteolysis. Gene Ontology annotation, molecular function: serine-type endopeptidase activity.